Molecule: messenger RNA, 2830 nt
Organism: Anguilla rostrata (American eel)
Lineage: Eukaryota; Metazoa; Chordata; Actinopteri; Anguilliformes; Anguillidae
Product: achaete-scute homolog 1b-like
Exons: 2
Coding region: 1444-2100 (218 amino acids)
Biological process (GO): regulation of transcription by RNA polymerase II; developmental process
Molecular function (GO): protein dimerization activity; RNA polymerase II transcription regulatory region sequence-specific DNA binding; DNA-binding transcription factor activity, RNA polymerase II-specific
Source: RefSeq, a predicted model, not a curated record
CGAUUAUUCAAAAUCAAAUUUAACAUGACAGGGGAAGAGCAUGUUCAAUAGAUUUCUUAUCUUGUUGUGAACGUCAUAUGAGUGUGUCCCCAUCUUGAGUAAUUAGUGAAGAUUGUACUGAAAAUAUGCACGAAAGUAGGCUAAUUUAUUUCAUUGUUGUUUCAUUUGUUAUUAAUGUCCUGAAAGCGAACACAUAGCAUGACAGCCAAUGUUAUGUCAACACAGCAGGCCUAAAUCACUCAAAUGCUGUUUAUUUUUAAAUGACGCUCAUUUAGAACAUAUGUCGACUUCUAUAUUGCAAAUCACACUCACUAAUUUAUAUGGAAUGCAUGUUGAUUUUUUUGGGUCAGUGUUUUGAGAGUACGAUGCAUUUGCUUAUUAAAUCAUGCCCACCAGAAGCAAUAUUUACAUGACUAUAUAGUCUAGUUGUACCUUAAAUACAGGAAGAGAGAGUCCGCAAGAGCUUUUAAAUUAAAUUUGGCUUUAUGUCCCAGAUAGGCCAAAGUAUUUUCCUUAAAGACGAUCGUUUUUUCUUUCUCCGAGAAUAUACAAGGGUGUAAAUGGAGCAAAUGUAGAUACGAAAUUCAUGUAAUAUAUUAUAUCAGUUAUGCCGCCCGUUAAUAGUCUCCAUAGCCUACAAUAUGGUCUAUGUACAUCGGACGUUUAUUAACAUAAACAGACUUCUCUAACAAAUAUUUUGGACCAAAUUUAUUCAAUGUAUUAAAAUAAAAAAACACAUACAGACCUAUAGCUACUACAAGUUCUUUAAGCAUUUACUUGUAGCAUGGACCUAUAGCCUGUACACAGAAAGUCAAUAGAACUCGCACUGGAUCUUCUAAUAACACUUCCAAAGUUAAAUAUAAUUCAGUUAUGUUCUUGCAAACAGUAACCUGGAUACCAGCGAGUACGCCCGUGGUAUUCAAAGUUUUGAAAGCGGAGAGGAGACGGGUAGGUUGAGGAGAAGCAGAAACUCUUAAAACUUGAAGUCUUGCCAGUGGUGCAUUGUCAAAUUCAAUAGACAUUUCAAGGAACCAAAGCAUUCAUCUUCUCCCUUCUUUGUGUUCGCCCCGUCGCUGCUCAUUAGAAUUAACCAAUAGGCUUUCGAGCUGGCUAUAUUAGAAUGUAAAUGAGCACAGCGCGUGCUCCGGGUGCUCUGAAAGCCGCGAAUUGUUCAUUGAGCUCCCCGGAGCCACGCGCCUGGCUCGCGAAGCCGGUGAGCAGAAGAAUCACUCAGCGGGGCGGGUCCUUCCAAGGAAGCGUGCAUCUUUAAAGGGGUGGGGUGUAGGGCGCGUGUUGAAAAAGAGGAGAGCUGCCAAAGUUCGCUUCAGAUCAGCCACUGGAGAAGGUACCGUCAGGAUUUAAAUCCAAGACCACAAACCGAGACACACAGUCUACGUAAGGGAACUAAACAGUGGUCUACUUCUCCAGCUCGUUAAUUGCUUAAUGUGUGAGAGGGUUUAUGUGAGUAACCUAUUUCAGUUAGUUGUAUAUCUUAACUCAGAAGCAAUGGAAAUCACUACAACACAAACCAGGCAGGGCGCUUAUACUGUUAGAAUUUCGGAGGGCCGUUCCCCGGUCACUGUGGAAACCUCUACACAUGAAUGCGGCAUCCUCAACGUUGCAAGCCUGCAGACCAAGGGCAAAGUGCUGAAAAGACAGCGCUCUAGUUCGCCUGAACUUCUCAGAUGCAAAAGGAGGCUGAGCUUCAAUGGGCUGGGCUACACUCUUCCACUACAGCAACCUGUCGCUGUGGCCAGACGCAACGAGCGCGAGAGAAACCGGGUCAAACAGGUCAAUUUGGGUUUCCAGACGCUACGCCAGCACGUGCCCAACGGGGCAGCCAACAAAAAGAUGAGCAAGGUAGAAACGUUGCGUUCGGCAGUGGAGUAUAUCCGUGCGCUGCAGCAUCUUCUCGACGAACACGAUGCGGUGUCAGCGGCGUUUCAGUGCGGGGUUAUGUCCCCUACCGUAUCUAACAACAACUCGGUGGACCCGGAAUCCCCCCACUCUAUCUACUCAUCGGACGACGGAAGCUAUGAACAUCUAAGUUCGGAGGAGCAGGAGCUGUUGGAUUUCACUACCUGGUUCGACAGAUACUGAUCCGGUGCCAGAAAUAAACUUUAAACGAAAGGGGAUUAUCCGGAGUACUUCUUCCUCGCCGUUUCCAUGCAACAAGGCAAUUGCUGUGGUCCCAGGAGUAGGACUAACAGAAGAAGCUACGAAUGUGCGCGACUGGGUUCACCGGACAUGGCGUCCAAGGACAAGGGCACGACACCAAGUUAAUCGAGUUAACAUUGUAACAGUUAAUUUAAGUGCAAUUAUAAUAACUAUAUUUAGUUGUAACUACGAAGGCAGCCUGACUCAAAGGUAAUUUGGCUGUGUCGCUGUACCGAUUUGAAAAACCGGUCCCGGAAAGUUCCAGAGAAAAGCGACAGUUUCAGAACUAAACACUGAGUCGGCCAUGACUGGAAAAUGGCAAGAUCGGUUUAAUUCGUUUUCUUGUGAAUGUUGCUUUUAAUUAGUUUACGUUUUAAAUUUGUAUCGCUCGUUAAACUGCAUAAUAAGAAGACGUAAACGUGCGAGCGUGGGGUAAUGGCGCGAUACUCCGAACUUUCCGAACAUUCACGUGCUGGAUUUUCACAUUUUAAUAACCUAUUUAUACAUCUGAUCUGUUGAAAGAAUUAUUUGAAAGGUUUUCACUUCUAUGUACGAUUGGUGUUUCCAUUUAUGCACUUGUAUCCCCAUUUUUGUACUAAAUGUACAUAUGAAUUUUAAGAGAUAGGCUAUAUUUUUGUAUAAUAUUCUAUAAAUAAAUAUUUUAUUUAUGCUA